GUCAUGCAGUAGACAGGCACUUCUUUCUCGGGGAGCUACGCACAGCCACUUACACGCAUUCUAGCAAGCAGACAAGAAGUCAAGGGAUUUUCUUUUGGCACAGAUGCCCAGCAACAGCAACUUUUUAAGCUUUUGAAUGUUCACAGGACACAUUGCCAGAAGAUUUGCAGAUGCCCUCAAUAAGAAGCCUAUUUUGUCAUCAUUUCUCCACACCAAAGCUGAAUGUGUCAGUGGAGGACAUUUCUGUGUUGCUGACAGUUCGACAGGUGGUUUGAGUUUUCUGGUGAACCUGGAAGGAUCUGCAGCCAUGACUUGCACUGUAUUUAAAGAUAGAAUGGUGCCUUUUUUUUAUGCAUGUUUACUAUGUAUUGUGCUUGGAGUGGGGCAUGCUCAGGAGUCUUCACAGUCACAGAGUCAGAGCCAGGGCCAGGACAGUGCUACACCUUGGAGGCAGGUUAUCCAAUGGGAAAACAACGGUCAAGUUUUUAGCCUGCUCAACAGUGGAGCCGAGUAUGUGCCUGCUGGGGCUAGCUCUCAGGACAGGGCACCUCGAGUGGUUGUAGCUGACUCUGGAACUCGACCCACACGUCGCCAAGGAGGUAAUGUGCGUCGUCAAGCACCUUCCAGGGGAUCGUCAGACACUGUUCGUGGACAGGCAAGACAUCCCUUUGGUUUUGGACAAGUGCCUGAUAAUUGGAGGCAAACCGCAACUGGAACCGGUGGUGGUUCAACUGGUGGUAGAGGAACCUUCCAGGGAUCUACAAGUUCUAGGUUUAGACCGUCUACUGGAUCUACAUACAAUGUUCAGUCUUACCCACAGUACCCCUAUCCACAACAGCCACCACAGCCGCCAUUUCAACCGCUACCUUACGAUCCUAGUUAUGGCGAAGUUCCCGUGAGGAGUUUUGAACCACCUUUUCAACCUGUUGUACCCGGUGGUGGCUAUGGAACUGGGGGUGUAUAUGGAGCUAACCCACCGCCAAUACUUCCUGGGUCGCCAUCUGAUUUCACUGAGGAUGGCUUCAUGUACUACCCGCCCUAUGGAUCCGGACCUUAUCCCGCAGCAGCAGCAGCCACCACCCGGCAAUCUCAGCAACCACAGCCACCAUUUUCAGAUGGGUUAGACCACAGAUACACUCACAAUCUUUAUAAUGGGAACUCUGGGCCUGUUGUGCCAAACCCCGCUGUCCCCAAUACAGCCCAGGCUGCUGACAGUGGACCAGCUGGGCAGCCACCAAUAAGAAGCCCCCAGUAUGAGCAGUUUCCACCAUUUGGAAGACCACAGCCACCGUUCCUUCAGCCAAUUUCACCAGGGCAAAGUUCCCCCAACUCUGCGCCUGAAAGCCCAUAUGGGAAUGUUUACCGGCCAGAGCAGAGAGGUUUGCCUGACCUGGUCCCUGAUCCAAACUAUGUUCAAGCUUCCACCUACAUCCAAAGAGCCCACAUGUAUUCUCUGCGAUGUGCUGCUGAGGAAAAAUGUCUUUCCAGCUCCGCCUACAGCCCUGAGACGACUGACUACGACGUGAGGGUGUUGCUGCGUUUCCCACAGAGGGUGAAGAACCGGGGCACCGCUGACUUCAUGCCUAACAGACCACGUCGUACAUGGGAGUGGCACAGCUGUCAUCAACACUAUCACAGCAUGGACGAAUUCAGUCACUAUGAUUUACUUGAAGUCAGCUCUGGACGCAAAGUGGCCGAGGGACACAAGGCCAGCUUCUGUCUGGAGGACACUACCUGUGACUUUGGACAUCUGAAACGCUACGCAUGCACAGCUCAUACCCAGGGCUUGAGUCCAGGCUGUUAUGAUACAUACAAUGCUGAUAUUGACUGUCAGUGGAUCGAUAUAACAGAUGUUCAGCCUGGAAACUACAUACUAAAGCUUCAGGUCAAUCCAAAGUUCUUGGUGCGGGAAUCAGACUAUACCAACAACGUGGUCCGAUGUAACAUUCAUUACACAGGACGUUUUGUCAGGACAACCAACUGCAAACUGUCCCAGUGA
Messenger RNA from Boleophthalmus pectinirostris (great blue-spotted mudskipper), 1999 nucleotides. It is a transcript of the gene loxl1, whose product is annotated as lysyl oxidase-like 1. NCBI's taxonomy places the organism in Eukaryota, Metazoa, Chordata, Actinopteri, Gobiiformes, Gobiidae. The record is from RefSeq and is a predicted model, not a curated record. Gene Ontology annotation, molecular function: copper ion binding; protein-lysine 6-oxidase activity. Gene Ontology annotation, biological process: peptidyl-lysine oxidation.